Molecule: messenger RNA, 1949 nt
Organism: Ceratina calcarata
Lineage: Eukaryota; Metazoa; Arthropoda; Insecta; Hymenoptera; Apidae
Gene: slim
Product: scruin like at the midline
Exons: 4
Coding region: 534-1769 (411 amino acids)
Biological process (GO): positive regulation of stress-activated MAPK cascade
Molecular function (GO): protein binding
Source: RefSeq, a predicted model, not a curated record
AUCAGUGUCGCGCAGCCGCUGGUGUAUUCCUGCAUGGGCGUAAACGAAGAAAGUUUGCCGUUUCAAACAAACGGCAAGAGUUUACGACUAUACACGUAAUAAUCGAAUAACCAUUGCUCAGAACGAUAGGACAGUGUCGGAGUGAAAUGGAAUAAUUGGAGUUCAUCGCGUGGAAAGACUGAUCGCCGAGGAAACUGGCGAGGAAUUUUUGUCGCGUUACGCCAUGUUCGUCGAUGCGAGGAAACUGCACCAGAUGUAUCGCUGAGUUCGCGCAAAAUGUCUAUGAUGAAAAUUUCUCGCAAGCAUCGAAACAAUGCUCAUGUGUUCAUCCGAAGUAGCGCGACGUUUACUUUAACGUAUAAACCGCAACGCGACAAGUAAACCUUACGUGAAGUUAUUUAGUGCGUUAUGUACGAGUACUCUGCAUGGUCUUUCUGCAGCAACCUUUUUAGAAUUUCAUAGUGGACUUUUGAGAAACGUUCGUAUCUUAGACUACCUCUCUAGAAAGUGUCAGUUCGACUAGGCAGGCAAACAUGUACACGUUCAAACCGUUUGUGUUCAUGAAACAUGAAGUCCAAAGCAUGGAACGGCCCAGGGGUAGAAGUGGCCACAGGAUAGUCUGUGACCACAAAAACUUGUAUUCUUAUGGUGGUUUCAAUCCGUGCAUCGCUGACUCUGAUCCUGAAAUGCAGCAUGAUCCUACAUGGAUGUCUACCAAACCUCUGUUUAAAGAAGUUUGGAAGUUCAAUCUUGUUACACAACAGUGGAAAUUAUUGCCAGGGAGAGAUAAGAUGCCCAAUGAAUUAGCAUCUAAUGCAGUGAUUUUAAGGAACAAUAUCCUGAUAGUUUAUGGUGGAACUGCUGUACCAUUUGGACAUAGCUGCAGCAAUCGCCUCUAUGUUUGCAAUGUAGAUAAUGGGAAAAUGCAUAUGGUUCCAGCACAGGGAGAUCUGCCUGAACCACAAUAUGGGCAAGCUUUAAUUUGCCAUGGUCCAUAUUUGUAUACUGUUGGUGGUACCACAGGAUUCGAAUAUACAUGCGACAUUCACAGAUUUGACCUUAGGAAUGGUAUUUGGGAAACCGUUUAUAUAUGCUCUGGCAGAGAUCAGAAUGAACCCUCGGGAAGAUACAGACACGAGUUAGCAUUUGAUGGAAAGCUUAUAUACGUUUUGGGUGGAGGGACAGCCAGUGAAGCUUUUGGUUUUGCUGAAAUUCCAGCGUUUGAUUUAGGAACAAACAGAUGGUUGACGCUAAACACUUAUAACGAUAAUAAUAUUUACGCGGUACCAGAACCUAGACGUUGCCAUGGUUCUGUGCAGUAUACAGAUGGAAAAACAGGCGUAACGUUUGUUGUCAUUUCUGGUGGAUACAACGGGGAUCACAUAUUCUCUGACGUUUGGAGAUUAAAUUUGAAACUCUUACAAUGGACAUGCUUACGAAAGUGUAUAUUGCCGUGUCCUGUAUAUUUCCACUCUGCUGCUCUUACUCCAGAAGGAAGAAUGUAUACAUUUGGCGGCAUUAUUAAGGAGAAUAACAGGAUUGUAAGGACGGACGAGGUUCAUUCUGUUUGGCUGACGAUUCCGAAGUUAUCGGAGAUUUGCUGGGAAGCAUUGAUUCAUUACUAUCCGAUGACUUUCAGACAUAAAUCGCAGGAUGACUUGCUUCACAUUGGUGUACCUCUGAAAUUCGUGAGGAGACUCGAAUGGCCCGUAAUGGAUGCGGAAGUCACAAGUGGAAUUUCUUCUACGAGAAGUAUUGCUGCUGAAUGACACAGGUUUUCCAUUAUUACUCCACUUUUUACAGGGAUUAUUGUAUCCUAUGUUCUAUACAAAUUAUUUCCUGAGUCGUGUUCUGAACUUACGUCUUUCUUUCUUUAAAUUUCAUUAAUUAAUCGAUUCAUAACUUAUUUUAUUUGAACUUUUAACAAAGACUUUUAUAGUUAACGAAAG